AUGGAGUUGAGAGCAGCUGGACUGACUGCUCAGGCUCCCAGCACCCGCUCAGCAGCAUCGAUGGGGCUCCAGGCUCGGACACGUUGGCUCCAUGGGGACCUUGUCCUCCUGUCUGUGGCGAUGGCAAUGCUUCUGCUCUGCGUGACCCCAGCACAUGCUGCCAGCUUCCAGGGGUUCCCCGCAGACUGCAGCCACCUCACCAGCAGCAGCCCCAGUGGGGUGUACGUCAUCCAGCCGGCAGGGUCACCCCCACGCGUGGUGUGGUGUGACAUGGACACCGAAGGCAAGGGCUGGACCGUUGUCCAGAGAAACACUUACACCACCGAAAUCACGUGGAAGGAGUCCUGGACCACCUACAAGUACGGCUUCGGGAACGUGCAGGGCGAUCACUGGCUGGGCACCGAGUACCUGCCCCUGCUGACACAGCAGGGCACCUACAAGGUCCGCUUCAUCGUGCAGAAUAAGGCCAACGUCACCCAUUAUGCCGAGUAUGACAUCUUCAGCGUGGAGAGCGAGGCCAGCGGGUACCCACUGAGGCUGGGCCGGUUCCUGGGCAGCGGGGAUGACUAUCUGACCAGCUAUCACUCCAGGUACGGGGGCAUACAUGACAACAUGAAGUUCAGCACGACCGACAGGGACCAGGACCAGUACAGCGGGAACUGUGCCAACAGCUACGGGGGCUGGUGGUACGACAAGUGCCAGAACGUCCUGCUCAAUGGCAAGAGGUACAUCUUCUGGCCAGAACUUGCUCAAGCGGCGACUGCACAUCCUCCCUCAUCCUGGUCAAACCCACAGAUGUGUGCUGACU
Molecule: messenger RNA, 808 nt
Organism: Balearica regulorum gibbericeps (East African grey crowned-crane)
Lineage: Eukaryota; Metazoa; Chordata; Aves; Gruiformes; Gruidae
Source: RefSeq, a predicted model, not a curated record